Molecule: messenger RNA, 3489 nt
Organism: Dendrobium catenatum
Lineage: Eukaryota; Viridiplantae; Streptophyta; Magnoliopsida; Asparagales; Orchidaceae
Product: leucine-rich repeat receptor-like tyrosine-protein kinase PXC3
Exons: 2
Coding region: 497-3163 (888 amino acids)
Biological process (GO): protein phosphorylation
Molecular function (GO): ATP binding; protein binding; protein kinase activity
Source: RefSeq, a predicted model, not a curated record
UCACCGCUGCUCCUUGAUCUCUCGACAUUUGGCGUCCCUAAAAAAAGCUUUCCUUUUCGUGAUUGGGCAAAGGAAAAGAGGCCCAGAAAAGCUAUUAUGCUAUGGGCAAUGGUGGGCAGACAAGGACGUCAAGUCAUUCUGCAGUAGCUCUCUCCCUCUUCUUCAGCGCCCCACCGCUAUUUCUGCUUCUAAAAUACUUGAAACGAGAUUCUUGUGAUCUCACUCCAAACCUCUGGGUGCCAUUACUGCUCUGGUUCUCACCUUCUUAGCCUAACUCUUUUGAAGAAAAGAAGAUUUUUUGUGUUGAUUGUGGAGAGAAAGGCGAAUCUUUGGGGCCGUUUAUUUCCUGCUAAUCUCUUUCCCUUUCAAGAAAGACUGAGAAAUCCACUGGUUUCUACACCAAAAUCUCAAUGGACAAAAAGAUGAUAUGUCCUUGAUUUUUUGAAGCUGAGUAAAGGGAGGAGGCGGUGGGUGGUGAGCUAGCGAAGUUUUGAACAUGGGAUCUCUUAUACCCUCCUUCUACUCCCUUUUGAUGGCUAGUUUUCUUCUUUUGACUUCUAUGGCGGAGCUUCCUGAUGAUGCUCCCAUGGCGGCGCUCAAGAAAGAGCUUCAUGGUGUGGGAUGGAUUUUUCAGGGGUCCAACUAUUGUUCAUGGGUUGGGGUCACUUGCAACCCUCUGAAUCUUUCCGUGGAAGCACUUGAACUCCCUCGCCACGGUCUUAAAGGUAACAUUUCCGGCAUUUCUGAGCUAAAAUCUAUAAAAAGGUUGGAUCUUUCUGGCAAUCUUUUUCAUGGGUUCAUUCCUCCCUCACUUGGAAGCCUCUCCGGGCUUGAGCUCCUGGAUUUGUCUGGGAACAAGUUUGAAGGAUUGAUUCCUUCAUCUCUGGGCAGUCUCGGGAGCCUAAAAUCAUUAAACUUAUCAAAUAACUUUCUUAUUGGUGGAAUACCCAAUGAGUUGAAGAAUCUAGAGAGGUUGCAGGAGUUUCAAAUUUCUGGAAAUAAUCUCAAUGGCUCUAUACCUGAGUGGAUUGGGGAGCUAUCCGGUUUAAGGGUCUUUUCUGCGUAUGAAAAUCAUCUGUUUGGUAAAAUUCCUGAGAACCUCGGCACAGUUUCAGAGUUGGAACUGCUUAAUCUUCACUCCAACCGGCUCGUAGGUGUUAUUCCCGAGAGCAUUUUCUCCUCAGGAAAACUUCAAGUUCUUGUUCUCACUCUGAACCAAUUGACUGGAAGCAUUCCAGAAUCAGUUGGGAAAUGCAAGAGCCUUUCAAGUCUAAGGAUUGGCAAUAAUAAGCUAGUUGGAAGUGUUCCUCCGUCAAUAGGCAACAUUAGUAGCCUUACUUAUUUUGAGGCAAAUAAUAACCAUCUCUCCGGUGAGCUGCCUGUGGAGUUUGCGCAGUGCUCCAACCUUACUUUAUUGAACUUGGCUUCGAAUGGUUUAUCAGGAUUUGUGCCGAUAGAGCUUGGUGAUCUCAAGAACCUUCAGGAGUUCAUAGUAUCAGAUAACAAUCUCACUGGCGAAGUGCCCAGAUCUUUGUUGAAGUGUAGGAACCUUAGUAAGCUUGAUCUAAGCAAUAACAGAUUCAAUGGGAGCUUACCACAGAAUAUUUGCAGCACAUCGAGGUUGCAGUUUCUUCUUCUUGGUCAGAAUUCUAUAGGUGGGGAGAUACCUCCAGUGAUUGGAGACUGUGUGAGACUGCUUGAGUUGCAGUUGGGCGGUAAUUAUUUGACCGGUGGAAUUCCGCCGGAGAUCGGAAGGAUCAAGAACUUGCAGAUAGCUCUAAAUCUUAGCUUCAAUCACCUCCAUGGCAAUUUGCCCCAUGAGCUGGGGAAGCUUGACAAGCUGGUUUCAUUGGAUGUAUCUAACAACCAGCUAUCUGGAAUUAUUCCUUUUGAAUUCAAGGGUAUGCUGAGUCUAAUAGAGGUUAAUUUCUCUAAUAACCAGUUAACUGGUUCAGUGCCAAUUUUUGCUCCAUUUCAGAAGAGCCCUCCUUCAAGCUUUUUAGGAAACAAAGAUCUUUGUGGUGAUCCUUUGAUUACUAGUUGCACUUCUGUUUCUGAUACUGCAAAUGAAAAUAAUCACCACAAAUCUUCAUACAAGAUGGUUCUUGCUGUAAUUGGGUCUGGUCUAGCUGUUUUUAUCACAGUUUCAGUAGUUGUGAUCCUGUUCACAAUCAGAGAAAGACAGGAAAUGAAAGCAAAAUCAAGUGAGUUAUGUGAUGAAGAAAUACCUGUUGCUUCUCCACUAGUGAUAACUGGAAAUGUUUUUGUUGAUAGCCUCAAACAAGCUGUGGACUUUGAUAGUGUUGUAAAAGCUACUAUGAAAGAUACAAAUAAGCAAAGUAAUGGAACUUUCAGUACCGCUUAUAAGGCAAUCAUGCCUUCAGGGCUUGUUCUUUCAGUGAAAAAACUCAAGUCCGUGGAUAGAACUGUUGUGAAUCACCGGAACAAAAUGAUAAGGGAGUUAGAGAGAUUUGGAAAUCUCAUUCAUCCUAAUCUAAUGAGACCUAUUGGUUAUGUGAUAUAUGAAGAUGUAGCUCUUCUCCUUCACCCUCACUUAGUUAAUGGGACAUUGGCACAGCUUCUUCAUGAAUCUCCUAAAGAUGAGUAUGAGCCAGAUUGGCCUCGAAGACUUUCAAUUGCCAUUAGUGUUGCAGAAGGUUUAGCUUUUCUCCAUCAAGUUGCCAUUAUUCACUUGGAUAUCUCAUCUUGCAAUAUCUUCUUGGACGCACAUUAUAAUGCUUUGCUGGGGGAGAUUGAGAUUUCAAGGCUUUUGGACCCAUUGAAAGGAACUGCAAGUAUUAGUGCAGUGGCUGGCUCUUUUGGCUAUAUCCCUCCAGAAUAUGCUUAUACAAUGCAAGUUACAGCUCCAGGAAAUGUCUAUAGCUUUGGCGUCGUUCUUCUUGAGAUCUUAACAACCCGGCUGCCGGUAGAUGAGGUAUUUGGUGAAGGUGUAGAUCUUGUUAAAUGGGUUCACGGUGCGCCGGGGAGGGGCGAAACGCCUGAGCAGAUAAUGGAUGCUAGGCUCAGCACCGUCUCCUUCGCAUGGAGGAAACAAAUGCUUGCAAUGCUGAAGGUCGCCUUGCUGUGCACUGAUACCUUUCCUUCAAAGCGACCGAAGAUGAAGAAAGUGGUGGAGAUGCUUUUUGAGGUGAAGCAAAGUUAGAUCUUUAUAUCUUUAUCAGAUAUUUUGCUUAACUUGAUUGCUGUUCCAAGCCUCUGGUUCUAUGGCUUCACAACUGGGGUGCCUGAAUUUCAAGUGAGUUCUUAUGGUUCCAAAUCUCUCUCUCUAUAAAUAUAUAUAUGGAUGCUUUGUAUAUCAAUGAAGGAUUGCUAGGCAAGGUUGCCUCUUUAAUUUUGCUAAUGUGGAAUCUGAUUUAGGUGUUUGGCUUGUUGUAUGAUAAACUACUUUCUACAGGUCAAGCAUGCAAAUUUUUCCUUUUUUUCUUGAUGUUGAGUUCUGAAAUAGCAUACUUGGGACUUUUAUUUUUA